GUCUGACGACAUCAACAAUCGACGGGACAGCUUACUCGGAUUGCCUGCUCGAAGUGUAACAGCACCGGAGGAGACCGCGAUACCAAGCAAGAAAAUGCUGCCCUUCGUUAAAAUAUCACUGCUGCCUCUGUGCACUUUGCUGUCCCUGUGUGUCCUGGCUAAAACCUCACCUGAGCGGACAAAGACGGUGGAGUUUAACGUCAAACCCGGAGGAGUUGUGCACAGUUUCUCCGAGGGAAUUAACGAGUAUGAGUGCACAUUCACUUAUGCUUCACAAGGAGGGACCAACGAGCAAUGGCUGAUGAGUGUGGGCCUGAGCGAAGACGGCAGACUGUUUUCUUGCUCUGUGUGGAGGCCUCAGGGAAAAUCGUACCUGUUUUUCACCCAGUUCAAAGCUGAGCUGAAAGGAGCCAAAGUUGAAUACGCCAAUGCUUUUUCACAAACAGCAGCAGCAGGACAGCGUGACGUGCCUCUGAAGCCGGAGGAAUUUACCGUAGGAGAAUCAACAGUGACCCAAAAAGAUGGGAAGUUCAGCGCUCAACUCUCCAAGCUGACCGUCAUUGGACAAACGGGACACAACGAGCUGUGAUUGGACAGAAGUCACGCUCAGCCGUGACCAAUCACAGCCCCUCGGUGAACUGCGCUUCUGCUCAUUAAUUUGUGAAAAAAAAGAAAAAAGGGGGGGGGGGGAUUUCUUCCUGAGGAGCAAGCUAAAACGGAAGCAGGACGAAGCUGAUAUUGGCCUUAGGGGAAACUUUGUGCCAGCACUUUUUCAGAGAUUUUUGGAUUUGUUCUACAAAAGAUGAAGAGGAAUUAGCUGAUUAUCCGGACGUUUCCUGAUUUAAAAAAAAUCAGCCAUUAGAUGAAGUUCCUCUGUAGCUGUUUCUUAGUUUCUGUAAUAUAGGGUGACUGGUCUGAUGUAAGGGGUGUAUGAAUGUAUAGAGGAUUGGUGUUGGUGUUGGGGGGGGGGGUUUAAGCAUAAAUACAUUUUAGACUAGCAGGAGAUUUAUGCAUUUUGUGUAAUCCUGAGAGGAGAGUGAGUAAUCCCCGAUAUUGUGAAGCAGCACACAUCUAAACAAGUAGAAAUUGCUCUGUCUCGUUGUGAUCGGCGCUGCUGUUGAAAGAAAGCACUUCAACGUCUCUGUUUAGCUACAUCUGCCACAGAUAACUCAAAGCACCGCAUCUGAUCCAUUCAAGCACCAGCCAGGUUUUUUGUUUUCUGCUGUUUUUCCUGAUAAAAGCUAUUCUUGUUAGAGAAGACGCCACAAAAGAGAACCAAAACUGAAUUGAAUUUGUAGGUUUGCAAACCAUUGAGCUAGCCAUUGGCUAUUACAUGAUACUAUAUGACUGCCCUUAUAUUUAUGCUAUAAAAGAAAACAGCAUGUAUAGCAUGACCUAACCGCCUUUAUUUAAAACAGGAAAGACAUGGAUCCUUACUGCUGCUUAAUAGAACACAUUAAUAUUAAAAAAAAAGAAGGUAUCUGUUGUUUUUUUAUAUACAUGGAUUUAGCAAAAAUAGAAUAAACACCAUAUUGCAGUACUUUCAAGUGCUUACUGUGCAGAAAUUAAAUAAACUUUUUGGCUUCCUGAAUUAAAGGAAGCAAAAGGCA
Messenger RNA from Fundulus heteroclitus (mummichog), 1610 nucleotides. RefSeq names its product myeloid-derived growth factor (gene mydgf). Gene Ontology annotation, biological process: positive regulation of endothelial cell proliferation; positive regulation of angiogenesis. The coding region runs from base 95 to 589 and encodes 164 amino acids. The record is from RefSeq and is a predicted model, not a curated record. The transcript is spliced from 6 exons. NCBI's taxonomy places the organism in Eukaryota, Metazoa, Chordata, Actinopteri, Cyprinodontiformes, Fundulidae.